UAUCCCUGGUUCCACCCUGAGCUCCGCAGCAUUGUCUUCGAUGCCCCUGAGCCCUCUACCUGGAUUGUCCUCGAACGCGUUAACGAACACGAGCACCAAAGGACUCCGAACACUCUUCUACUCUCUCCUAUACCUCUGUUAAGAACUGGUGCAAGAAACACGACUCCACCCGAGCUAGUGGUAUAUAAGACUCUUACUGAUAAGCAGUCGAGAGUCACUCCCCGCCUCUUACGAUAUAGGGAAGAAAAGCAACAGAUAUUUAUUAUGGACACUUUCCUGAUGAUUGCCAAGACAACAGUAUGGUUGACCCUCGAACUCCUUGUCUGUACUGGAAUGAUCAGCCCGUCAAAACCAAAUGGCUCUUGA
Penicillium taxi is the source of this 366-nucleotide messenger RNA. RefSeq lists its product as uncharacterized. The transcript is spliced from 2 exons. Lineage: Eukaryota; Fungi; Ascomycota; Eurotiomycetes; Eurotiales; Aspergillaceae. The record is from RefSeq and is a predicted model, not a curated record. The annotation marks the transcript as partial.